UUGUUAACUGGGUAGUGUACGGUAAUAGGACGUUGCUACUUUAUUACAACUGGACUCUGGAUCUCUUUUUAACGUUUCUUCAUAAUACCGUACUGUGCUGGAAGAGAAAAAAACAUAUUGGAUAUUGGAACAUAGAAUUUUUUUGAACAUUUUAAAAUCAAAAUGUCAAUGAAUUCCGAUGACUCCGAGGACAGGCCCCCAGCACCACCUGUCCGACAUGCUAGUGCCGCUCAUGGAAAAGGAGAUUUUGCAAGUCAAUCUACAACGAAACCUCUCCCGUCCCUUCCAGAAGAUAAAAAGAAGAAAAAUAAGCUAAAGAGUAUUUUUGUAGGUGAAGAUAAAAAUCGGAAACGAGACCGUGAACGACCAGAAAUAUCAUAUCCUCAAGAUUUUGAACAUACAGUGCAUGUCGGUUUCGAUGCAGUAACAGGAGAAUUUACUGGAAUGCCUGAACAAUGGUCAAGAUUAUUAAAAACAUCAAAUAUCAGCAAAACAGAACAAAAGAAGAAUCCACAGCUGGUCCUCAAGGUUUUACAAUUUUAUGACAUGACAGAAAAAAAGAAAGGAGGUGGAAAUAAAUAUAUGAAAAUGACAAAGAAUAGUUCGUUCGAAUCAUCUGCAGUAUUAAAGUCAAGUGGGGGUGCGAACAUUCCAGCAAUAAAAACGACGUCCGAUACAAAUAAUUGGAGCACUACAGAAUCGACGGCUCCAUUGACAGCAAAUGAAGAGGAUAUUGAUGAAGAUUCUGUGAAUGAGGAAUCUGAUGACGACCUGGAACCUCCUCCUAUUGUUGCUCCUAGACCUGAGCAUACUAAAUCUAUAUACACUCGAUCUGUGAUAGAACCACUAGGUGUCCCAAAUCUUCCAUCUGCAACAGGAGGCGGUCAUGCGCAACCAGGUGUGAACAAACAAACAAUAGAAAAACAGAAAAAGAAAAAAAUUUCAGACGAAGAGAUUCUCUCCAAAUUAAGGACAAUUGUCAGUGUUGGAAACCCAGAAAAUAAAUAUGCAAGGUUUGAGAAGAUUGGACAAGGAGCGUCAGGCACAGUUUUCACAGCAGAAGAAAUAUCAACUGGCCAGCAGGUGGCGAUAAAGCAGAUGAAUCUGACACAGCAGCCUAAGAAAGAAUUGAUCAUUAACGAAAUUAUCGUCAUGCGCGAGAACAAACAUCAGAAUAUUGUCAAUUACCUGGAUUCUUAUUUAAAAGGUGAUGAACUGUGGGUCGUGAUGGAAUACUUAGCAGGAGGUUCACUCACUGAUGUUGUCACGGAGACUUGCAUGGAUGAAGGACAAAUUGCUGCUGUUUGUAGAGAGUGUCUCCAAGCAUUGGAUUUUCUCCACAGCAGAAAUGUGAUUCACAGAGAUAUCAAAAGUGACAAUAUAUUGCUGGGAAUGCAAGGAAGUGUCAAAUUAACUGAUUUUGGUUUCUGUGCCCAAAUCACACCCGAACAAAGUAAACGUUCGACCAUGGUGGGAACUCCUUACUGGAUGGCUCCUGAGGUUGUAACAAGGAAAGCUUAUGGACCGAAGGUUGACAUUUGGAGUUUAGGAAUCAUGGCCAUAGAAAUGAUUGAGGGUGAACCGCCAUAUCUGAAUGAGAACCCCCUCAGGGCUCUUUAUCUGAUUGCAACCAACGGAACACCAGAAAUUCAGAAUCCAGAAAAUCUGAGUCCUAUCUUCCGUAAUUUCUUAGAAAGUUGUCUAGAAAUGGAUGUGGAUAAACGAUGCACUGCUAAACAACUUCUGUCUCAUCCAUUCUUGAAGCUUGCAAAACCACUGGCAAGUUUGAAUCCUCUCAUACUGGCAGCUAAAGAUGUGGCCAAACAGCAUCAAUGAAGGAUUUCAAACAUCACCAAUUCUUCACUACGAGGCCAAAAGUAUAUAAACAGACAGAUAAUAUAUCUUGCUGCAUGCUUGUAUUGGCCGUUGACUUAUAUAUAAUGGGACCAAUAUGCGAUAUUUUUUUCAUUAUUGAAAAGCAGACUUGUGAAAUAGGAAAAUAUACAUUCGACUUCAAAAUACUAGAUAUUUAAAACAACUGGUAAAAAUCUUAAUUCUGACUUCCAAGACCAGAUGGAGAUUAUUAUUUACACCUAACUCUGCAAAAACCGAAUCUUCAUAGCUAAAAGCCUAAGAAUAUGUGUGGCAUUUUAAUUACUGUAUAUCAUCGCAUAUAAUCCGCGUGUAUGAUAACCAAUCACAGACUGUUAUUGCCGUCAUAGCGAUAAAACGCAAGCAUUGACGUGUAUGACACCGAAUCGCAGACUGUUUUCGCUGUCAUAGCGUACCAAGCGUGUGUGUCUUAUCAAACUUAGCAUGGUUCGAGUUGUAGCUGUUGGAAUUAGGUCAGCAUAAUGUCAUUUCGUUUGAGUGCGAUCUGGGUUAUGCGUGUAUAAGCCAAAUUUUUAGUGCUAUCAGAGUUAUGCGCGUAUAAGCCGGACCCUCAGUUUUAAACUCGGAUUAUAUAUGAUGAGUUGACGAUAUAUGGUAUCUUUUGAAAUGCUCUUUUUCUAUAAGAAAUUUGGACUCAAAUUCCGACUUCGAAGCAUUCAAAAUUUAUCUUCGUGCUCUUGGAAAACCAAAUUGUGAUUUCAAAAGCUCUUGCGCAUGUGCAUUUCUUUAAUUGUCUAGUUAGAAUGCGCAGUUAAUUUGAUGUUUUUUAGGUUUCUAUUGAAAAUUUGGCUUCGAUUGUCGCGCUUAAAAAUCUGAAAUCUUGACUGUAGAGAAUAAAAACUCCUGUCCUGACUAUGGGUAAUUUGAAGUGACAAUUUUAGACUUCGCUCUGAGAAAACCAAAUCUUUAUUUAAAAGCUUUUGCAUUUGUGCAUUUCUUUAAUUUCCUAUUCAGAAUGCACAGUUAACUUGAUGCUUUGCAAGGUUAUAUUGGAAAAUUUGGUCCAAUUAUCGCUCUCAAGUCCAAAAUUUUGGCUGUAAAGAAUAAAAACUCCUGACAGUGGGCAAUUCGAAGUGACAACUCAAGGCUUCGUCCCCACAGUUGUUUGAAUCAGUGCGGAUAUCAGGUUUGCUGAUUUAAUUCAACCAUCUUCUACUGUUAAAUAACAAUUUUUUUUAUGUAACUAAUAGGGCUGGGCAUUUUGAAUCGAAUAGUAUAUUAUUUGAAUCGUUCCGAACAGGAAAUUCCAAUCGCCACCAUCUUGUUUUUUUGUCCACCUAUAGGUUGAGAUGAAUCCCUCAUUUUUUAAUGUCAAAUUUUCUAAAUCCAAAUCUGACAUAUGACUCUUCUUACGAGUGAAUUAUUGAUGAAACAUGUUACUUUCUGUGUGUAAAAACUCAGCGGUGUUAGAUUACGUGUUCUCACUAAUUUAUGUGUCUGAAGGACUCAUUACAAUGAAACACUCAAUACAAUCACAUAUCUUCCAAGUAUUCAAGAUUUGAAUAAAAAAAAUAUUUGAUUUAAUUCUGAAAUCAUCAGGUAUUUGAAAUCGUCCAGUCCUUGAAAUCAAUUUGAAUUUCUCUCAAGUCUAGAAGUUAAAGGUCCUUCUUUGAUAAAGGCCGGGCAUUGAAGUUUGUAUUCAGUUUAUCAUUGGCCAAUCAUAAACGAAUACUCAUCUACAGAAUUCAUCUUUGAUUUUUUAUUGGCCAAGCAUGACCAAAUGCUACCAAGCAAAAACAAAUACUCCUCUACUGAAUUUAUCUUUGAUUUUAUUAUUGGCCAAGCAUGACCAAAUGCUUCCAAGCCUAAACAAGUACCCGUCUACAAUAUUUAGCUUUGAUUUUUUGUUGGCCAAGCAUGACCAAAUGCUGCCGAGCAAAAUCAAAUACUCAUCUACAGAAUUUAUCUUUGAUUUAAUCAUUGGCCAAGCAUGACCAAAUUCUGUCAAUGUUCUUCCCAUGAAUGGUAGAAGAACGGCACUACACUUAUCAAAAUGAUAAAAGUGAUUUCUAAGUACAUUUAAUUUUG
Molecule: messenger RNA, 3921 nt
Organism: Styela clava
Lineage: Eukaryota; Metazoa; Chordata; Ascidiacea; Stolidobranchia; Styelidae
Product: serine/threonine-protein kinase PAK 2-like
Biological process (GO): protein phosphorylation
Molecular function (GO): protein serine/threonine kinase activity; ATP binding
Source: RefSeq, a predicted model, not a curated record